GUUGUGUGUGUGUGUGUGUUACGUAUUGCUAUGUCGCUAAUUAACAAGAUGUAAGCCUGUAUAGUGAUAUCUUUUAUAUUUGCGGGCAGCCAAACAGGAUAGCAUCAUCAUUUGGUUGACGUUGGUAGUGGUUGCAGUUACCGUUUGCAGGCCACCGUAUCAUGCUAAUUCUGUGGCGUUUUGUCAUACUGUCAUAAACUGUUUGACCUAAAUCUGGCGCGGUGAAAAAUUUUAAGAAACAUCCACAGACGCGAAAUAUGCCGCUGUUUUUUAUGUUCCCAUUGUUUGAGAAGUAUUUAGAUAGUUUCAUCGGAUUUUUACUUCGUUCCGAAACACGCUCGGAUGUUAAACUAUGCAACGGUGAUCAUUUGGCGACGGGAGGUGAAAAACCUCGAUGUGAUGCACAGGAUCGUGGAGCCCAUCAGAGUCGUGCUACCAUCAAGUUCGAGAAGUCCAGGUCGCGUUCGAAUCAUUUGGUCGCGGUGGCCUUACCCCCUUUGCCGGCCGCACUAACGGCGCAAGAUACGGUUUAUAGUGAUGCUGACAAAUCUCUUAUGAUUUUUGAGAAUCUGGUAGAUGCUAUCGAAUUUUGUAAGAAAAACAAAUCAGCGAGCCCACGAUGGAAACAGGUAGCGGACACGACAGAGGCCGAAACUUUUUCAAGUCACCUUUUCACUGCUACGGUCUCAGAUGGAAGCAAGGACAUCCUGACGCAAAUGAAAAAUAACCGAGAGUCGAUUGGCUGGAGAAUGCCGAAGUCUCAAGAAACCGUUAAGCUACGCAAGACCAUUGAAACUGGAACGACAAAAGAGGUGCACGCUAUAAUUAGUUCCAAUCCCAGAUUUCUCAUAGGGAGCGGAGACACACCAACUGUUCUUCAGGAGGGAUGUCGCUACAACGCAUUUCACAUCGCCGCAAAGGCUGACCGGCCUGAUAUGUUGUCCCUUGUCGUUCAUACGUUACGCUCCAAGUCCUUUAUGAAGAUGAUGUAUCCGAACGACACCGAUAAGGCGACCGAAAGCCGCAUGGCAUUUUUGAUCGAUUUGUAUUUGAACAUGCCGGACAAGACACGAACAAGUGAGACUCCACUGCAUUUUGCCUGUAAAUUCGGCUCAGUAGAGUGCGUUCGGCUGCUUCUGGAUCAAGCAGAAUGCGACCGGUCGGUAAAAAAUGGUGAAGGACUGGAGGCGCAAGAAAUUAUUUGUGAACGAGCAGGCAAGCAGCCUGCUCUGGUUAGAAAGAUUAAAUCACUUUUUGAGGAACGAUUUGUAAUACCUAUAUUGCGUGACGAGGAUGGCGACUGUUUACCUCGGGUGGGGGCGCCUGUGACACCCAAGCAACUAGACUCGAUGCUCUACUCACCGCAGACGCGUACUCCACGCUCUGGCAAGCGGGUUUCUGCUAUUGUGGGGCCCGUCACGUCGCCGGUAGCCUCCGAAGUAAUGGCUGAGCUAACAAGUACUCGUCUACGACCCACGGAGAUGCAGAUCCGGCGAACAGAUGCUGAGAAAGGACUUGAAAGUGUUGUACGUCAAGUCGCCAGACGAUAUGGGGUGCCGUGGAAGGAGCGAUGGGACUUCCUCGAUUGUGACGUGGAUCUGGCUUCCUCGGAAGGGUUAAAAGCAUUUGAGAAGUAUUUAAAAAGGCAAUAUGAUACAGCUGAAGUAAGGUUCGUAAUGGGCGAGCGAGCUACGAAAACAGAUUAUCAUGUGUGGUCCGCACUUGAACCGAUCUUACACGGAAUUGACAGGGCUCAAAUGCCAUUUAUUGGUCAGUGGACUGACAACAUGAAGCGAUACACACGGGAUGAAAUGCGGACAUGGAAAACACCAAUAAAGUACUUGUGCCAGCACCGUGAAAAAGGAGCGGGUGAUGAUGCCGACUGUAUCAUUAAUCUCAUGAGUCGCUAUACUAAUAACGACCAGUGAAUGCAAG
This is a messenger RNA of Varroa destructor (honeybee mite), 1935 nucleotides long. Its product is annotated as ankyrin repeat and LEM domain-containing protein 2-like. The record is from RefSeq and is a predicted model, not a curated record. Gene Ontology annotation, molecular function: protein phosphatase 2A binding. NCBI's taxonomy places the organism in Eukaryota, Metazoa, Arthropoda, Arachnida, Mesostigmata, Varroidae. Gene Ontology annotation, biological process: negative regulation of phosphorylation. Gene Ontology annotation, cellular component: endoplasmic reticulum.